Messenger RNA from Melanotaenia boesemani (Boeseman's rainbowfish), 2538 nucleotides. RefSeq names its product opsin 7, group member b (gene opn7b). The record is from RefSeq and is a predicted model, not a curated record. Gene Ontology annotation, biological process: G protein-coupled receptor signaling pathway; visual perception. The coding region runs from base 133 to 1347 and encodes 404 amino acids. NCBI's taxonomy places the organism in Eukaryota, Metazoa, Chordata, Actinopteri, Atheriniformes, Melanotaeniidae. The transcript is spliced from 6 exons. Gene Ontology annotation, cellular component: membrane. Gene Ontology annotation, molecular function: G protein-coupled receptor activity.
AUGCAUUAAAUCUGUGUUCAACUCUGCUGGUUAUAGUUCUGACACACAUGACUGAAGGUUUGACCAGCUUCGCUCUGGACUUGACUCAACACCCAUGAUACCCAGCCAACUCUGGCAUACCCUCUCAUUAAGAUGGGAAAUGCCUCCGAAACAUUUCUGUUUGUGUCCAAAAUAUCAAAAAGCAAUGACUUCCUCAUGGGAACUCUCUACACCAUUUUUGGUGUGCUGUCAGUGCUGGGGAAUGGGAUCCUGCUGUUUGUGGCCUAUAGAAAGAAGUCCUCCUUGAAGCCAGCAGAGUUCUUUGUAGUCAACUUGGCUAUCAGUGACCUGGGCAUGACAAUAACUCUGUUCCCACUGGCAGUCCCUUCGGCUUAUGCUCACAUGUGGCUGUUCAACAUGACAACCUGCACUCUCUAUGCCUUCUGCGGUGUUUUGUUUGGCCUGUGCAGUCUGACCAACCUCACAGUGCUCUCCUGUGUCUGCUGGCUCAAGGUCUGCUGCCCAAACUACGGUAACAAGUUCUUGUACUGCCACGCCUGCCUACUGGUUGCUGGAAUCUGGUGUUAUGCUGGAGUGUUUGCAGCAGGUCCACUGUCUGGUUGGGGAGAGUAUGGGGCUGAGCCCUACGGAACAGCGUGCUGCAUCAACUGGCAUGCGCCCAGCUACAACUCUGCAGCCAUGAGCUACAUCGUCUGCCUCUUCUUCUUCUGCUACAUUGUGCCCUGCACUAUCAUCUUUCUCUCCUAUACAUUUAUCCUGCUGACCGUGCGAGGCUCUCGCCAGGCCGUGCAGCAGCACAUGUCCCCACAGAACAAGAUCACUAAUGCACAUGCACUUAUAGUUAAGCUCUCUGUGGCAGUUUGCAUCGGGUUCCUGACAGCAUGGAGUCCAUAUGCUAUUGUUUCCAUGUGGGCAGCGUUUGGUAACCCAGCAAAAGUACCACCCAUGGCUUUUGCUUUAGCAGCUAUCUUCGCCAAGUCCUCCACCCUUUACAACCCCAUUGUUUAUUUGGUCUUUAAGCCCAAUUUUCGCAAGUCGCUGUGUCGGGAUGUGGCUCAGUGUAGAAAUACACUCUGUGGAUGUGUGUGCGAGCACAGCUCUGCACAGAAGGGAACUUGCAUGCAAUCACAUCACAAUGAAGAGUGCAACUCCACAAGGUUGUCCAACGGGUUGCCAGAGAACCACACGACCUGCAGACAUUGUCCUUGCCCUGAAACAGCCGCUGGUGCCAGGGAAAACUUUACAGAUUACAGCCCGCAGCAGACUGCCAGGAUAUUAAAAGGAUCCCUGCACAGUGAGGUGGCAGUCAGUCAGCUCUCCAAUGAGCUGCAGAGUGAUUUCCUCUAGAGAAAAGAAGAAGAAUUCUACAAACUGCACCAGACUUUUAAAGGUUGGAAAAGAAAACAAGUGUGGAGAAAACAUGGCAAGAAUAAAGGAUGAAAGAAGGACUAGUUGCAAGUCAGGGAAAAGUGAUAAUCAUCUUAAACAUAAAUGAAAAGAAGAAGAUGAAGACUGAUUAAUGAAUGAAAAAAAAUAUAUGAUUUAGGAGAUUUAAAUUUGUCUCAUGCCUCAAAUAUGUGACACUGCCAAAUAAAAAAAAGGAAAAAAAAAGGACAAAAACAUAACAAAACAUAUAGUUAAAAGCCAAUACAACUAAAUAAGCAAGCCAAGUAGUCCACAUGUACAUUAAUAUUUCAUCAGGUCAAAUUAGCAGGCAUCAGUAACUAUCUGAUCACUCUGAACUAUUUACAUAAAAAAACAAGACUAAGUAGUCAUAAUGCAAAUCCGUUUACUCUGGAUUCAGAGGGAGGAACUGGUACUGAAACUUUCUACUCCAAACACAGACUUUUUGCCCCCCGUUUUACCAAUACUGUACUUGAUGAUGUAUUUGUAUUUAUUUAUGCAUGCCUCAAAAUGAAGGACUACAGGGUAACUAUUGUCAUCUGUCAGGAAAUAAGUGCUGUGUUCUUUUUGCUAAGGAUGAACCCAGGCUUCUACAUUCGUCUUUAUAAUCUGGGUUCAUUGACAAGGUGAAGAUCAAAGAGGGAGCAAUCUGACUUAGUAAGCCCUCUGGUACCUACGUAAAAAUGGAUAGUUUGCCCAGAGGGUAGUAUUGAUCCAUCUGCGAUAAAGAAAUGUUGAUUUUGACUUUGUCUAUUUUUUCUAAUCACCUCUGGGAAGAUAUGAGAGCAGAACGUCUACAACAGUUAGACUCAAUAAGACCCAUUUACCCCUACUAUUCUCAAUUUGAAGAGUUUCUGUUUGGAUGUUUCAUUUUCUGAGGAUCAACAUGUAAAUUAAGUCACUAAUUAAUUUAAUGAAUUAUAAGGCUUUUUUCUCCCCUUAUACAAAUCACAAUGAUUUUCUGAUAAAAAAAAAAAAAAUCAUGGCAAAAGUGUGCAAUAAAUACACAAAGAACGUAUCAUCUGAUGCUGAUAACAGUUGAUGUUUUAUUUUUUAAAAAAAAGUUUUAUUGAACAGAAAAAUCAUUGUUGAAGUUAUGUGGCUGUUGGCAUCUUCUUAUUUCCAGGAGAUGUU